This is a messenger RNA of Volvox carteri f. nagariensis, 5250 nucleotides long. RefSeq lists its product as uncharacterized. The record is from RefSeq and is a predicted model, not a curated record. Bases 1 to 5238 code for a protein of 1745 amino acids. NCBI's taxonomy places the organism in Eukaryota, Viridiplantae, Chlorophyta, Chlorophyceae, Chlamydomonadales, Volvocaceae. The transcript has 17 exons.
AUGUCGGAUCAGUCGCCUGCUUCGAAACGACUCCGGCUUGGCUCGCUGGCGGACGGCUUCCGUGGAAGAAUACGUCCGUUCGCUGAUUUGAGUACGGGCCGUGCACCUGAGCAGCAGCAGCAUGCCGCAGCACAGCAGACAGCCAUGCGAAUAAAUUCAGCGGGGCCUGCAGAGGCUGCUGCUGCAGAUACGCAGCUGGAGGGGCAGCACCAGGAUGCUGAUCCUUCUGCUGCAGAAGUACGGGAGAGAUGGCGGCGGCAGAAAGCUGCGCAGCGUGCGGCAGCCCUUCCUGAGCUACGGUUGUUGCAGCGGCAGCAGGAUGCUGCACGGCACGCAGCUGCACGUGCUGAUCCAGAGGUAAGGGCCCUCCAGCAGCAGCGGAACACAGCACAGCAUGCGGCUGCACGUGCUGACCCGGAGGUAAGGGCGCUCCAGCAGCAGCGGAACACAGCACAGCAUGCGGCUGCACGUGCUGACCCGGAGUCGCCUGCUUCGAAACGACUCCGGCUUGGCUCGCUGGCGGACGGCUUCCGUGGAAGAAUACGUCCGUUCGCUGAUUUGAGUACGGGCCGUGCACCUGAGCAGCAGCAGCAUGCCGCAGCACAGCAGACAGCCGUGCGAAUAAAUUCAGCGGGGCCUGCAGAGGCUGCUGCUGCAGAUACGCAGCUGGAGGGGCAGCACCAGGAUGCUGAUCCUUCUGCUGCAGAAGUACGGGAGAGAUGGCGGCGGCAGAAAGCUGCGCAGCGUGCGGCAGCCCUUCCUGAGCUACGGUUGUUGCAGCGGCAGCAGGAUGCUGCACGGCACGCAGCUGCACGUGCUGAUCCAGAGGUAAGGGCCCUCCAGCAGCAGCGGAACACAGCACAGCAUGCGGCUGCACGUGCUGACCCGGAAGUAAGGGCGCUCCAGCAGCAGCGGAACACAGCACAGCAUGCGGCUGCACGUGCUGACCCGGAGGCUGCUGCUGCAGAUACGCAGCUGGAGGGGCAGCACCAGGAUGCUGAUCCUUCUGCUGCAGAAGUACGGGAGAGAUGGCGGCGGCAGAAAGCUGCGCAGCGUGCGGCAGCCCUUCCUGAGCUACGGUUGUUGCAGCGGCAGCAGGAUGCUGCACGGCACGCAGCUGCACGUGCUGAUCCAGAGGUAAGGGCCCUCCAGCAGCAGCGGAACACAGCACAGCAUGCGGCUGCACGUGCUGACCCGGAGGUAAGGGCGCUCCAGCAGCAGCGGAACACAGCACAGCAUGCGGCUGCACGUGCUGACCCGGAGGUGAGGGUGCAGCAGCAGCUGCGUGAUGCUGCACAGCAUGCAGCUUCACGUGCUGACCCGGAGGUAAGGGCCCUCCAGCAGCAGCGGAACACAGCACAGCAUGCGGCUGCACGUGCUGACCCGGAGGUAAGGGCGCUCCAGCAGCAGUGGAACACAGCACAGCAUGCGGCUGCACGUGCUGACCCGGAGGUAAGGGCGCUCCAGCAGCAGCGGAACACAGCACAGCAUGCGGCUGCACAUGCUGACCCGGAGGUAAGGGCACUCCAGCAGCAGCGGAACACAGCACGGCAUGCAGCUGCACGCCAGGUGCAGCUGCGUAACCAGCAGGCCGCCCCUAGGGACACACUAUUGGCUCGCAUGCACCGUCUUCUGCGCUUCACGGACCUUCAUCGUGAUGCCGCCAUUGACUUGCCCGACUUCCUUUUGGCGAUUCCAGAGGGCCGCGUGCAGGACCUUCCUGGCGGUCAGUUACCGCCUGACAGGCAGGUCCCAUACACAGUGCAGCUGCAAUGUGCAUCGACCAUGGCUGUUGCCUUGCGCCGGCGCAUGCCUUCCCGUGUCUGUGCUGUGUGCUCGGAAGUGUGCUCGGAGGACCAGUCGACGGUGCUGCCCUGGAUGGAGAUCCCCAACGUCGACAUUCUACGUGCAGACGUCAUGUGCACGGACGCUGUGCAGCGCUGGGGACGUACUCUGGUGUGGCGGCGGAUGGCGCGUACAGCUCAGGGAGAAGCACCGCCACCGCCUGAUCCGGUCCUGCCAGCUCGGUAUCGUGUUAGCCGGGCUGAGCGGGUUGCUGCUGUGGAUGAUGAUGGAGCAGGCAGGCUGGUAGAUGAUGCAGCGGAAGGAGCAUUGGAGAUGGGUGGUGAUGCUCCGGAGACUGGUGAUUUAGAGGCAGCGGCCGCUGAGCAGGAGCCGCCCGAGCAACUUCCGCCGGACCAACAGCCGCAUCCUCCACGGGUGCUGCCCAGAGCCUGCCUUGACGACCCAGCUAGUGUGGAGGUGCCGUACUGCAUGCGGUUAGAGCCGGAUCUGCCCAACCGCACUAUGCUGCAGUUGCUCAUCAUGUACCUGGCAGACCGACCGCCGGACGUCUUCCCGCGUGCUGUGAAGACUCACGGCAUUGGGGUCGUAAAUCCUGACCCGAAUAUGCUGCGAGGACAGCUGCCGGCGCGGGCGUCCGACCUGGCCGGCGCUAUCACGGUCGUGUGUGUCGACCAGGUUCACAGCCGGGCGGAGCUGCUGGAACGCGUGCGAAAGGUGCCAGGUCUACAGGUGCGAGGGCAGGUCAUCGUCGCCUGGGUCCGUUUCUUACAGCACAACGACGAGGAGGAGCUGGCUAUCGAUGAGGAUGCUCUGCAGGAGUAUGAGCGCAUGGGCUGUGCUGCAGGCGUGCCGGACGAAAUCUUGCAUGCCGCCCUUGCGCCUACGGAUCCGGAGGUGGCGAACGUCCUCCGCACCACCUUCCUGCACGACCGCACGGGACCCGUGCAACCUACGCUGGCGGAUCCGACCCCGAAUGCAGGGCAUGACCCUGGACCGGGGCCAUUCACCGCCAUCCUGCGUGGACCUGCCGACCAGCCAGUUGAAGGUGCACCAGUCGAUCCGACAGCUGCCACUCUGGACGAGCUGGAGCUGAUCCUGCCACAGCCGUCGAAUGUUGGCGAUGAUGGCAGCGAAAUCGAUCGCUUCCCAGGCCGAGUGGAGGACCUUCUGACUGGCCGCGCACGGCUUGCGUUUGCGGCUGGUGGCCGUGACAGCCACGUGCUGGAUGACCGUCAUCCCGCCAUCCUCACCCUCUGCUUCCCCCAGUCCUUCCUGUACGGCUUUUCUGGUCAGCGCCCCCGCGGCAUGUCUUUUCCGGCGUAUUGUCGCCACCUGCUGCACCGUGUGCCGCGGACACAAUUCGGCGGCAACCUCGUGCUGCUGGCACGCAUGUACGACAUCUGCAUGCGCCACGAAAGCAUGGCGCAACCAGUUGAAGGUGCACCAGUCGAUCCGACAGCUGCCACUCUGGACGAGCUGGAGCUGAUCCUGCCACAGCCGUCGAAUGUUGGCGAUGAUGGCAGCGAAAUCGAUCGCUUCCCAGGCCGAGUGGAGGACCUUCUGACUGGCCGCGCACGGCUUGCGUUUGCGGCUGGUGGCCGUGACAGCCACGUGCUGGAUGACCGUCAUCCCGCCAUCCUCACCCUCUGCUUCCCCCAGUCCUUCCCGUACGGCUUUUCUGGUCAGCGCCCCCGCGGCAUGUCUUUUCCGGCGUAUUGUCGCCACCUGCUGCACCGUGUGCCGCGGACACAAUUCGGCGGCAACCUCAUGCUGCUGGCACGCAUUACUCUGCGCCUCGACCUCACAGACGCGUACUACAACGGUGCCCGAUCCAAGAUGCGUGCAGCCGCCCUCACCAUUGGCUGGCCUCCGCUGUUCUUCACCGUAAAUCCGGCAGAUAUGCACGCAGCCUGUGCAGUCGUGGCCUCCGGACAGGUGUUGGACUUCGACGAUGACGGACGACCGCAACAUAUCCCGAGCACGGUGGAGAAGUGGCGGCGUGUGAAGGAUGACCCGUACAGUUGCGCCGCCCUGCUGGUGGCCACCAAGGAGGUUCUGGUGGAGGAGCUCUUCGGCUUCGCGCCGGGCGCCAUGCAGCAGACGAACCCGCGCUGCUUCUGUGGGCUCACGUUUGAGGUGGCGGUCAAGGUGGAGCAGAGCGGCUGCCUUGCCCUGCACAUCCACGGUGUUGCGCAUGUGGCCACGUUCGCAGUCGAGCGCCUUCAGGCACUGUUCAGUGGACCCAACUGCCGAGCGCUGGCCCUGGCAUACGCCCUGUGCGCCAUGUGGUAUCCCUCGCCGUACUAUGACCCUUUCACCCGCGGUGCAGAACACUACAUCAUGGACAUGACCGUCGAAGAGGCCCAGCAGCAUGGCCGUGCACCUCCGCCCGUGGACAAGUCCUGCCCGCCUGCAGCGUACGAUUUUGGCAGGCUCGCCGGCUGUGCAGCUGCAGCGCUGGCAUUUGGGUGCAACCAGCUGUUUACUCUGGCAUGCGAGGUGGAUCGCGUCUACACGGCAGAGGCAGCAGCGCAACUGGCCCGCCCUGAAGAUGAGCGGGGGGACUGUGUGCUGCUGCAGCCUGCUGCUGACCGCGCCCGCGACUCUGCCUACUACAGCACGAAGUACACUGGCAAGAGCAUCAACGACAGCCAGGCGCAGCUGACGUGCAACGCUCUUACCCGAGUGCAGGACUUCCUGCUGGCUGGAAGGACGCCGAAUCCGGGUGCCAGUGGGCCCACCGCCUUUGGCAACAUGUGUGCCACUGUGCAUCGCAUGACCGCUGCCAUUACGGCUGGUAUGGCGCUUGUCGCCAUGAAGCUGGACGGCCAUUCCACAUUCGAGGCGACGUUCGAGUGCGCAUACCUGCAGGUAGACGCGUUCACAGCGCUAUCUGCGGGCGCCGACCAAUCUCCUGAGGUGGCGACCACAGCGGCGGUGCUGGUGGAGGCCGAAGAGCAAGAGGGCUACACGGUGACCAACGCCGUGCAUAACUACGUGCUGCGGGGGGAAGAACUCAGCGGCCUGGACUGCAGCGUGUACAACCUAUCCUCCAACUAUGAGGUCCGACGCCCGGCCACUCCUCCUGAGCCACCUGCUCCUACAGCUGCAGCGACACUCGACCAGCCAACGUCUCAGACAGCCACGGAGCUGCCCCGCCUGGUGGCCUUCCACGGCACGCAUCCGCUGUACAGAACACAUGUCCACAUCCGCCUGCCGCGGCCGCGAUAUGUACAGCUUGGAGGCUCUCUUCCCCGCCGGCCCCGCCCUGGCACCUCUGCUGCGGGCAUGGCGCAGUACUACGCGUUUGUCCUGGGUACUUUCAAAGCUCACCGGGGUCAGCCCAUCCCCCCCGGGCUGAGUGUAAAGGAAGCCUACGACACCUGGGCCCCCGGUGCUCGUCCUUUAUCAGGCGAGCCGCCCACAGUGUAACACCCCAUCAAC